AGUCUGUGUUUUCCUAUUGUGCACGACGCUUACCAUACGAGGAAUGUUUUCUUGAAUUCACGUAAAAAAGUAAUGAGGAUAAGGCUAUAAUUUGUUUUUAAUUGAAGAUUUAAUUGUGUAUUGCCUUCUAAAAAAAUUUGUGUCGAAUUAUUUUCAUGCUAAUCAAUGAUGAACUAUAAAUAGUCAUUCCGACUAUCAAAGUGUAUCAAUAAUUGUACCGUUCUAUAAAAAAUAGUGAGGAAUUUGUUAAAAUUUAAAAUGGAAUCGACACAGCGCAAACUGCCACCAAAUCCUCAUGAGAAUGCAAAUUUUUUAUCAAAACUAUUCAUGACAUGGACUUUGGCUUUUUUCAAGAAAAGCUAUGAAAAAAUACUCAGUUUUGAUAAUGUAUUUCAACCGUUGAUCUGUGAUAAAUCGGAAAUACUGGGCAAUCGUUUGGAAGAAAAUUGGAAUAAACAAACAUCGACGACGGAGCAGCGUUCAUUGUUAUCAGUGAUUUUUACCACGUUUUGGAAGGAUUAUGCAAUUUUGAGUGUAUUGUGUUUUAUCAACGAUAUUUUACUUCGUUUGGGCCAACCAUUUAUGCUUGGAUAUUUCUUGCGGUAUUUUCGCAACGACACAAACGUAACGUAUGACGAAGCAUUGCUUUAUGCGAUUGGGAUUAUGAUACUGAACUUUUUGAAUGCGCUAUGCUCUAAUCAUAUUUUAUUGCUUUCGUAUCACAAUGGGAUGAAAGUGCGAGUAGCUGUUUGCAGUCUUAUUUACAGAAAGUCUCUGCGGCUAUCGCAAACGGCUCUUGGGGAAACUUCACCCGGCAAAGUGGUGAAUUUAUUGUCAAAUGAUGUGAAUCGAUUCGAUUGGGCAUCAUUUUUCUUCAAUUCUCUAUGGAUUUCACCUUUACUCACAUUCAUUGUCGGCUGUCUAUUGUGGAAAGAGGCUCGAUACGCUGGACUGGUGGGCAUUUCCGUCGUCUUCAUGAUUGUACCGAUUUUGAGUUACGCUGGUAAACUAACAUCAGAAUACCGUCUCCAAACUGCAUUGAGAACCGAUGAACGAGUACGUUUCAUGGACGAAAUAAUAAGCGGUGUGCAAGUGAUCAAAAUAUAUGCAUGGGAAAAACCGUUUGCAAAACUCAUCACUUUCGCUCGACAAAUGGAAAUGAAAAUUAUACGCAAAACAUCGUAUAUCCGAGCGUUUCACAUGACCUUUAUGUUGUUCACUACACGUAUGGCCCUGUUCAGUUCGAUGCUGACCAUUGCAUUAGUCUAUGGUCCCAAAGAAAUCACGGCCGCCAAAGUGUAUGUCAUUUCUUCUUAUUUUGGAAUUGUUGCACACAUGAUGUCGCAACGAUUCUCCCGUAGUGUUGCCGAAUGCGCAGAGGUGCUGGUUGCGUUGAGGCGUUUAGAAAAAUUCUUAAGCUUGGACGAGAAGAAAACUUUCAUUGAGAAUGGUGAUGAAUAUGAAAAUGGAUACGGCAACGGAAUAAACGGAAUCGUAAAUGGUUCAUUUCCACACGAAAGCCAGGAUCCGAUAGAAUCGAGUGUGGUUAAAAACUCAAAUGUUGCGCUCUCAAUGAAAAAUAUGUCAGCUCGCUGGGUGAUGCCAAGUAAUGAGAUUUAUUCACCGAAGAAAAACUCCGUUUACAGUGGGAAAAAUUUGCAUUCGAAUGAAAUCAUUGAAAAAGGGAACAAGAACGUUCACGACACUGUGCCUGAUUUACACGUAACAAUAAAGCUAUCACCUACUUUGGAAAAUUUGAAUAUUGAUUUCCCGAAAGGCAAAUUGACUGGUGUGAUCGGUCCGGUUGGUGCGGGAAAGUCUUCGCUCUUACAAGCGAUUUUACGAGAAUUGCCUUUGGAAUCAGGCACCAUCAACAUAAACGGAUCGAUUUCUUACGCAUGUCAAGAGCCAUGGGUGUUUGCAGCAUCAGUGAGACAGAAUAUUUUGUUCGGCGAGGAAUAUAAUCGCGAACGAUAUAAUACGGUAGUUCGCACGUGUGCGCUGGAAAAAGAUUUUGAGCAAUUCGAAAACGGAGAUCGAACAAUCGUUGGUGAACGUGGAGCGAGUCUUAGUGGUGGUCAAAAAGCGCGUAUAAACCUGGCACGCGCCUGUUACCGAAAUGCCGACAUUUAUUUGUUGGACGAUCCGUUGAGUGCAGUCGAUGCUCACGUUGGAACUCACAUAUUCAAUAAGUGUAUAGGACCGGCAAGCAGUCUAUCGAGACAGAGAUCAACUCGAAUUUUGGUGACACAUCAAGUGCAUUUUCUAAAGGCAGCUAAUUGGCUCAUCGUUUUGAAGAAUGGAAGAAUCGAAGCGCAAGGAACACCUGCAGAGCUAGCACGAAGUGGUGUCGAUUUUGUCGAGCUAGUGGGAACGGUUGAAACGCCAGAAGUAAGAGAUAAUAGCGAAAUGUUCAAGCGACAAAAAUCUCAAACACUUUCCAUACGAUCUACAUCGAUGGAAUCACUCAACAGUUUUAUAGAGUACAAAGAAAAUGAACAAGACAAAAAUGACGAAGGUGCACAUGCUGAACAAAGUUCAAAGGGAAAAGUGAAAGGAUCAGUUUUUAUCAAUUAUUUUACUGCGGGUGCUAAUUGGUUCAUUCUGCUGUUUUUAUGCACAUCCUUUUUGUUCGUUCAGCUUUUGGGGAGUGCUGCCGAUUAUUUUGUAUCUAUUUGGACAAAACAAGAAGAAGCUCGCACAUUUCGAACAGCAAAUCAAAAUAAUGACACUGAAUCAACACCAUCCUAUGAUUAUCCUUCGUUCACAUUGACCACCGAAUUAUGUAUUUAUAUACAUGCAACGUUGGUGGUGUCUGUUUUCAUAAUUGGCAUUUCUAGAUCAAUUGGUUUUUAUACGAUGUGCCUGCGUUGCUCUCAAAAUAUUCACAAUGCAAUGUUCAAGGGAAUAAUUUCAACGUCUAUGCGUUUCUUCGAUACAAAUCCAUCGGGUCGCAUUCUCAACAGAUUUUCAAGAGAUAUUGGAUCUGUUGAUGAAUUUCUGCCAAAAGCAAUGCUUGACACCAUUCAAAGUAUUCUCUCCAUGGUUGGUUCUAUUACAUUGGCGGCCUCUGUAAAUGCGUAUUUUUUGAUUCCAGUGUUUAUCUUGAGUAUAAUCUUCUAUUUGAUUAAGAAAAUCUACCUAAAAACGUCUAAGAAUGUGAAACGACUGGAAGGAAUUGCAAAAUCGCCGGCAUUCACGCAUUUGUCGGCAACUUUAAGUGGAUUGUCAACAGUUCGUGCAUAUAAAGUUGAAAAAAUAUUGGCAAAAGAAUUCGACAAUCAUCAAGACAUGCAUUCAGCCUGUUGGUACAUGGCAAUAUCAACAAGUGCAGUGUUUGGGUUUAGUUUGGAUAUUUUAUGCCUGAUAUUCACCGCUUCAAUCAUUUUUUACUACAUGCUCAUCGAUACGUCAGUUUCGGGUGAAAAAAUCGGAUUAGCAGUAACGCAAGCAAUCGGUUUAACCGGAAUGGUUCAAUGGGGCGUUCGUCAAAGUGCUGAAGUGAGCAAUCAAAUGAUGUCAGUCGAGCGAUUGCUCGAAUAUCGAGAUCUGGAACCGGAGAAACAACCAAAAAAAGCGGCUCUCAUCGCAAAGUCUUGGCCAUCGAAAGGAAGCAUUGAAUUCCGAAAUGUAUUUUACAGAUAUUCGGCUGAAGCCGAACCAGUUUUACGAGGAUUGUCAUUCGUCAUAAAUCCGAUGGAGAAAAUUGGUAUCGUUGGUAGAACGGGUGCGGGCAAAAGUUCAUUGAUAGGUUCUUUAUUUCGUUUGGCGUGCAUCGAAGGACAAAUUCAGAUUGAUGGAGUUGACACAGCCAACAUUCAAUUGAGUGACUUAAGAAAGCAAAUUGCCAUCAUUCCGCAGGAUCCAGUUCUAUUUUCGGGUACAUUGAGAAGGAAUCUGGAUCCAUUUGAGGAAUAUUCUGAUGAUGAUAUCUGGAGCGCAUUGGAAAGUGUUGAGCUGAAAAGUUCUGUUUCAGAAAAUUUGGGCUUACAAUCGACCGUUCUACCGCAUGGUGCCAAUUAUUCAGUGGGUCAACGUCAACUCUUGUGUUUGGCGCGAGCGAUUUUGAGAAAGAAUCGAAUUCUCGUUUUGGAUGAGGCAACGGCCAAUGUCGAUCCACAAACGGAUCUGUUAAUUCAACGAACGAUACGAGAGAAAUUCACGGAAUGCACAGUUCUAACUGUCGCUCAUCGAAUACACACAAUCAUUGACUCGGAUCGUGUUUUGAUAAUGGCUUCCGGAAAAGCCGUUGAAUUUGAUGAGCCGCACAAUUUGUUACAAAAUCAAAACGGCAUUUUUUAUGGAAUGGUUAAAGCGCUGGGACCCAAAGAAUUUGAUCGUCUCUCACAAGCUGCAUUGGAAAAAUUUAACGUGGAACAUUGUGACAACAUCCAUUCAACAUCAUUAUGAAAUAGCAAAUAAUUCCACAUAAAAAGAUUGUGUCGUGAUAAAAUAUGUUCAUAAACGGGCGAUUUAAACGUCCAGUAUACGUUUAUGAAUUCUUAGUACUUAUCAAAUUCCGAUUGAUUUAGUAAGAUUAGUGAACGCAUUAAAACUGAUAGACUGUGAUUUAUUUUGUGUUUCAAUGUCAACUAACCGCUUGAAGUGUAAAUAAUGAUUUAGUGUUAUAUAACAGUUAGAUUAUAAAAAAAAAUACUUGAAUAAGUAAAGAUAAAUGUGGAAAAGAAUAUUUUCCUUCAUGUGCAAAUAGUGCCAAUUUAGAAAAAACUAUCAGUGUUUAUAAACAAUAAUAAUAAAAAAAUGUAGUUGGCUUUUGUCAAAUCACUUGACUCAAGUGAUGAUUUUAUUUCGAAAUUCGCUCCAGUUUUAGUUGUGGUAUCUUCCACAAGUCUACGCUGUGAAUGUUCAUGAACUGAGUGUUUUUGACAUUUAUUCUGAAAAGAAGUUUUGGCAUUGCGGAAGAAACAUGUGAUUAAUAAAAAUGUAAACAAAAACGCAGCUGAAUUUAACACAUUGUACUUAUUCUGACAAUAAUUUACUAUACUCCAUUGAAAUUCGGUUCAAGCUAUCAAUAAUUACUAAUAUAAUAAUAGAAAAUUUUAAAAUUGAGUGAAAAAUAAAAUAAACGGACGUUUUGAACUAAAAACAGA
Sitodiplosis mosellana (orange wheat blossom midge) is the source of this 5111-nucleotide messenger RNA. Its product is annotated as ATP-binding cassette subfamily C member 4-like. Lineage: Eukaryota; Metazoa; Arthropoda; Insecta; Diptera; Cecidomyiidae. Bases 259 to 4410 code for a protein of 1383 amino acids. Gene Ontology annotation, cellular component: membrane. The transcript has 14 exons. Gene Ontology annotation, biological process: transmembrane transport. Gene Ontology annotation, molecular function: ATP hydrolysis activity; ABC-type transporter activity; ATP binding. The record is from RefSeq and is a predicted model, not a curated record.